AAGCACAUCCGAUCCUCCGGACAUCCAAGCCCUAGAACAUUUGUGGAAUUUUAGCUGUCAGACCGAUCACACUAUGGCCACUUGGGCUUACCCACCCCUGCCCCCAGGACGCCUGGAACAGGAAGUGGAAUCCACGUUGGCCAAGGAAUUAGAGUGGCUGUUACGCUCCCUGCAAGAUUCACUCGUUUCGCUUAGGGAAGGUUUGCAUGAGUGUGCUGCUUUGCUGGCUCCCAAAGAGCCGGGCUCAACCUUAGUGCUCUCGUCCCUUCGGUCCGAAAAUGUGAAAGGCUACGUAACCCGGGUUGGGACGCAAAUCGUCAAAGGCGACAUCCAACUUCGUCUAAAUUCUCUAGCCUCAGUACGCGGGUCAGCCAACACCCGGUUAUGUCUGUCCAAUGCCCCUGAGGCCCCGGAGCUUGUGCUCGACCAACUGGUCUCCGUGCGGAAUUUGGUCAACCAGAGCUUGGACAUUGUAGAUGUUAGUACAUGGACGGGCGACCCACUCAACGCCGGCUUCAUCUUUAGUCAGUUGCAUCUCCUGCGCGAGACCAUCACCGAGGCACGGCAGAUGCUCAAGGGCGAGAGUGACAAGGUCAAAGAGAAGUGGUGGGAGGCGAGUGCAGCAGAGAACAUGUUUGAUCCUCCGCUGCCACCCUAUCUUUCUUUCCAUCUCACUAUCGCUGAUUCCGCGCUGGUACUACACCUGCGCACUCUGGAAUCCAGCACACCAACCCAUACGCCCACGGCGUUCGCCUCGGACAUCUCUCUCACCGGGUUCAACAUCAGGGACCGGCUCUUUGGCACCCGCCACCGGCCGCAUGAUGAAGCCGGCGAUGUCUUCAUCUGGAAGGGUGACGAAGUGAAGGUGAAAGAAAAAGUCCGCGUAGAAAGUCAGGACCCGAGCCUGAUGGCCGUCAUGGCCAAGUUGACUGCCCUGGAGCACGAGGUCCAGAAAUGGAUCUCGGCCCUGAAGGUGCUUAUGGGUAGCGACGAUACAGAUAGUGACUCCUAGUUUUCCAGUUGUGUAAGAGAGAAUUACCACCUUGAUCUCCAAUUCAUUGCCAGAGCUUCGAGAAACUCCGGUCU
Messenger RNA from Aspergillus japonicus CBS 114.51, 1086 nucleotides. RefSeq lists its product as uncharacterized. Lineage: Eukaryota; Fungi; Ascomycota; Eurotiomycetes; Eurotiales; Aspergillaceae. The transcript has 4 exons. Gene Ontology annotation, cellular component: RAVE complex. The coding region runs from base 74 to 1012 and encodes 312 amino acids. The record is from RefSeq and is a predicted model, not a curated record.